Empidonax traillii (willow flycatcher) is the source of this 1562-nucleotide messenger RNA. Its product is annotated as BTB/POZ domain-containing protein KCTD12-like. Gene Ontology annotation, biological process: regulation of G protein-coupled receptor signaling pathway; protein homooligomerization. The record is from RefSeq and is a predicted model, not a curated record. The coding region runs from base 3 to 884 and encodes 293 amino acids. Gene Ontology annotation, molecular function: protein binding. The transcript has a single exon. Lineage: Eukaryota; Metazoa; Chordata; Aves; Passeriformes; Tyrannidae.
CCAUGGCCCUGGCAGACAACGCGGGCUGUGCCAACCCCGUCGAGGACAACCCCUUCCCUGACAUCAUUGAGCUCAACGUGGGGGGACAGGUGUACAUCACCCGGCACCCCACGUUGGUCAGCGUGCCCGGCUCCCUGCUCUGGGAGAUGUUCACCCAGAAGAAUGUGCGCUCCCUGGCCCGCGACAGCAAGGGCCGCUUCUUCGUGGACCGGGACGGGUUCCUGUUCCGCUACAUCUUGGAUUACAUGCGGGACCAGCAGCUGGUGCUGCCGGAGCACUUCCCGGAGCGGAGCCGCCUGCAGCGGGAGGCCGAGUACUUCAUGCUGCCCGAGCUGGUGAAGAUGCUGGCACCGAAGCUGAGCAAGCAGAACUCCCUGGGAGAGGAUCCCUGCCAGAGCGACCCCGAGGAGCUGUCCCCCAGCGCCGACACGGCCCGCGCGCUGAGCUCGGCCGGUGCCGCCCUGCCUGGCGCAGCCAUGGGCGCUGCUGGCACUGGGGGUGCUGGCACCACUGGCACCGAGGGCCGCAGGGCAGGGUUCAUCACCAUCGGCUACAGGGGCUCCUACACCCUGGGCAGGGACAGCCAGACCGACGCCAAGUUCCGUAGGGUGGCCCGGAUCAUGGUGUGUGGAAAGACCUCGCUGGCCAAGGAGGUCUUUGGGGACACCUUGAACGAGAGCAGGGACCCGGACAGGCCCCCAGAGAGGUACACCUCCAGGUACUACCUCAAAUUCACCUUCCUGGAGCAGGCCUUUGACAAACUGGCUGAUGCUGGCUUCCACAUGGUGGCCUGCAACUCCACAGGCACCUGUGCCUUCGCCCACGACCAGACGGAUGACAGGAUCUGGACCUCUUACACUGAAUAUGUUUUCUAUCGUGAGUGAUACAAACAAACAACCCUCCGCAAACCAAACACCAACUGUCCCUCUUUCCUCUCCUGUGCUGGCUGUUGCCUAGAAGGUAGACAUCCAUCCCUGAAUCCCGGCGUUCCCCCUUUGCCUCCUUUUGAGUUUGUUUUUGGAUUUUUUCCCCUCCUCCUUCCUCCACGUUGAACCUGCCCAGCUCUUCCUUGUAGCAGCUGCUGAGCACCAACCUUCUUCCCUCUCUCCAACUUCUGCAGUAGCUCCCAACCCUCCCUGGAUGUGUGGAGUUGGACACUGUCGUGUGGUUUGGGUGGGAGGGGGGGACACACCGGACUGUGCUUUGUCUGGAAUUCCUGCAGCUGGAUGAGCUUGUGUUGGACACUGAACUUGGCUCUGUGCAAGUGCAGCUCCUUGGGACUGUGCUGCACCCACUGUGUUUGACCUGCCAGGGGCUGUGGGUGAGGAAGAGUUGGGUUAAGGACAUGGAGAAAGGUGGGAAGCAGAGCCAGGGAGGGGAGGGAGGGGGUUGGGAAGAUGAAGCCUGGCAGGAUGUAUUGCCAUGAGCCCCUGUAAGCAGCUUAGCCUUUAGACUGGCAGCUCCUGGGGAGGGUAAAACCUCACCCUGUGAUUGCAGCUCUGAGCUGAAGCCUCGCUGCUUCUUUGGGAUGCCUUGGGGGUGUUUUGGGGGGGUAUUUUGGG